CGUGAACUGCAGUGCCAGUGGCAGACCCCCGCGUCCUUAAUCUCAAAGAUUCAAUAAAAUCCCCCGCAUCAAUCGCCGGGAGCAACUGUUACUAUCGCCCCGACGACGAGAACAACAUCACCACGGCUCACGCCGCUAUAAAUUGACAACACAAGCAUCAUGACAAACUCAAUCCUCAACUCAUCCCUCAUGCAGCGUUCACGCAAGAUGAAGUGCCUAUCUUCCAUUUUCCUACCCUGCUUGCAGGCACGGAAGCUCCGCCGUCAGCGACGGCAGGAUUACCAUGCCUCUUGGACAUGUGCAGGUAUCUCAGAACUUGCGCAGCCUACUGAGCCCUUCCCGGCCUAUGAGCACGAGAAGCACCACCACGAAACAACGGAAUUAUCAGCUCUGCCAGACCAACCUCAAGAUGCUGUCACCAAGACCCCACAGAUGACACCGUCCAUCCGUCUCGUCAAUCCUGCGGACUCAGAAUGCUCAACGCUGGACGACCCGGAUGAGAAGCAGCCACGAGGCGUCCAAGAUGAUACCGCUGCGAAGCAGACCGGCACGCUCUCAGACGAUGACACUGACGUCGAUUCCAGCUCUGAAAAGACCUCUCGAGUCAUUGACAUGAAGGUCGGGCCUCAGACUGAAGAACUUCUCCCUCCAAAAGCCCAUCUGUCGCCUAAAAGCAAAGACGACAUUGAUCUUGAGCUGUCUAGCCGCCGCAUUCCCCGCAGCCCAGACAAAAAGCCUCGUCCUGCCAGCAUGGACGUGCCUCCCAGCGCAGCAGCCAAAUUGCCAGAGAUCAAGAGCCGUAUCAUUGAGGACAUUCCCGAGGAUGUUGAAGAAGAGGACAAGCAGGAUGCGGACAUAAACCACGCUGGUGUGACAGACGAGAAAGUAAAGACAGAGGAAGAGCACGACUUGGAGACUGCCACCACCAAGCCUACCAAGCGCACCUCAACCUGGCGUCUCAGCCAGCGCAAAUCGAUGAACGAGCUUUUCAACCUUCUCCAAUCCACCGCCGCAGCUGUCGCCGCAGCCCCCAAACUAUCUAACCUCAAAUUCGCCAUUCCUCCCAAAUCCCCUCUUCGCGCAGCAUCUCCUACGAACGAGUCACCACACCAUUCCUACGUCUCAUCCAUCUCCUCCACGUCCAUCCGCCCGCCCACCCCUCCUCCCAAAUCCCCCGUCCUCAAACCCAACAGCAGACCCCUCCCCGACCCAGCCCAGCUCUCGUCAUCCGCGCCACCUGCUCCAGGAACUAGCUUGGGAAGCCUCAGCUCAAGUCCUACCAAGAAGCAACGCCGAAUGGGCACCGCUGUCUUCCCUCUCCUGCCGUGCAAAUGGGCCGGUAUUCACGACGGUGAUUCGGAGGAGAAGCACAGCAACAAUACUAACCGCAACAGCCAGACUCUUUUUCAGUAGCGACGGAGUUAGGUGUACCGGUUCAAGGCUUGUCUGUUUUUGAUGCGGUGAUUGUGACUGAUUUGGCUAGGGUUGACUGUUUCUUUUGAUUGGGAUUCUUUCUUUUCUUCUGUAUUUUCUUUGUUUUU
Molecule: messenger RNA, 1541 nt
Organism: Aspergillus piperis CBS 112811
Lineage: Eukaryota; Fungi; Ascomycota; Eurotiomycetes; Eurotiales; Aspergillaceae
Exons: 2
Coding region: 160-1413 (417 amino acids)
Source: RefSeq, a predicted model, not a curated record